Carlito syrichta (Philippine tarsier) is the source of this 4689-nucleotide messenger RNA. RefSeq names its product EF-hand calcium binding domain 6 (gene EFCAB6). Gene Ontology annotation, cellular component: nucleoplasm. Bases 26 to 4609 code for a protein of 1527 amino acids. The record is from RefSeq and is a predicted model, not a curated record. The transcript is spliced from 31 exons. Lineage: Eukaryota; Metazoa; Chordata; Mammalia; Primates; Tarsiidae. Gene Ontology annotation, molecular function: calcium ion binding.
UCAGAAAUAUUUUAUCUUGAAGGAAAUGAAACGAAAUAGCAAAAAAAUAAAUGCUACCAAGGGCACCAACACCCUGUCAGGCAGUACGAAAGCCAGGGAUUUAAUGAGCAAAAUGGCGAAUAUACCAUAUUGGCUUACUUCGUAUCAUCCCACACAGAAAUUCACAUAUUCGAGACCCCAUUCUUCACCAUGUAGAGUAUAUUCAAGGAAUGGUUUCCAAAAUAUGUUCAGACCUUCUUCAACCACUGCUGUUGCAAAUCCAAUACUGUCGUCCUUAGAUGUUAAACGGAUUUUAUUUCAAAAAAUUACCAAUAAAGGGGAUGAGUUGAAAAAAACCUUUCAGCUACUCGAUACUGGUCAGAACCUGACCGUGUCAAAAAGUGAACUGAGAAGAAUUAUUACAGACUUCCUGAUGCCUCUCACGAGAGAACAGUUUCAAGAUGUUUUGGCUCAGAUCCCCCUGACCAGCUCGGGCACUAUACCAUACCUUGAAUUCCUGUCCAGGUUUGGCAGAAUUGACACAAAUAUAAAUGUUAUAAAGAGGGGAAGUGGGAAUAAAAUGAAUUGCUGCCGGACGUUAAAAGAACUUGAAAUCCAAGUGGGAGAAAAGGUUUUCAAAAACAUUAAAACUGUUAUCAAAGCCUUUAAGCUCAUUGAUGUUAACAAGACUGGACUGGUUCAACCACAGGAACUGAGGAGGGUUCUGGAGAUCUUCUGUUUGAAGUUCAGAGAUGAGGAAUACGAAAAGUUUUCAAAACACUACAACAUCAAUAAAGAUACUGCAGUGGAUUACAAUGUUUUUUUGAAGAACCUCAGCAUAAAUAAUGACUUGAACCUUAGAUAUUUUAUGGAAAAUCAAGAGGUCUCAUCAGAGAAUCAACAAACCCAAAAUUCCAAAAAGGAGCAUUUGCUCAGUUCUAUGUCAUCUGAAGCUAUCUGGCAAAACUACUCCUUAGAUGAAAUUGAGAGGACCUUUUAUCAAGAGUUUUCAAAGUCUUAUGAAAAGAUUGAAAAGGCCCUCAGUGCAGGGGAUCCCUCUAAAGGUGGCUACGUGUCUUUUAAUUACCUAAAGAUUGUCCUUGACACCUUUGUAUGCCGAUUACCAAGAAGAAUUUUUAUUCAGUUAUUGAAAAGGUUUGGACUUAAACCCACCACUAAAAUCAAUUGGAAGCAAUUUCUAACAUCAUUUUAUGAGCCUCAGGGGUUGGCAUUUAGCAGUACAGCUUCCUUGACAAAAAGAAAUAGCAUUAACUCUAGAAAUCAAUCUCACAAGGAAAAUAUCAUCACAAAGUUAUUUAGAAAUGCUGAAGACUGCUACACAUCGUUGAAGAAAGCAUUACUGAUAAUCAACUCUAAACCUGAUGGACAGGUAGCAGGGGAAGACUUGCGACAUAUCCUCAAUUGCAUGGUUGUAAAAUUAAGUGAUUCAGAAUUCAAAGAACUAAUGCACACACUUGACCCUGCGGACACUGGAAUGGUCAACAUCAGCACGUUUAUUGAUCUGCUUGAAGAGGAGCCUAAGAUGAGAAAAACAGCUCUCUGUACAGGCACUAAGACACCUCUGUUCCUGGCCUGGGAUUCAGUGGAAGGAAUUGUUCAUGACGCAAUUACUAGGAACCAACAAGCUUUUUUUAAUACACUACAGUCAUAUGACCUUGGAGACACAGGGCUCAUCAGCCGAAAUAACUUCAAGAAAAUUAUGCAGACCUUCUGCCCAUGUUUAACGAAUGAACAUUUAAUAAAACUCUGCAGUAAGUUUCAGGACAUUGCUUCAGGAAGAAUCCUUUAUAAGAAACUUUUGGCUUGCGUAGGAGUUAAUGGCCCGCCCACUGUCUCUCCAAUUCUUGUUCCAAAGAAUCAGCUGUUCGAUGAAGGUUUUCAAAAAGAGGAACAGCAGCAGCCAGAUCUUUCUGAGAGAACCAAGCCCACCGAAGAUAAAACCACUCUGAUCAAGAGCAUGACCAAAGAAGAAGUUAUUGAAAACCUCAAAAACUGCAUACAGCAGCAGGACCCAACAUUCAGAAAACGGUUUCUUGACUUCAGCAAGGGCCCUGACAGAAAAAUCAACAUAAAUGACUUUAAGAAGGUACUGGAAGGCAGUGGAAUGCCCAUGGACGACGACCAGUAUGCUCUGCUGACUGCAAAAAUAGGCUAUAAGAAAGAAGGGAUGAGUUACCUUGACUUUGCGGCAGGAUUUGAAGAAGCUCCGAUGAGUGGGCCAGAAGCCACUCCACCACCAACUCCAGCUUCUUCCAAGAGCCACGUGCACAACCACUUUGUGACUGCUGAGGAAUGCCUGAAACUCUUCCCCAAGAGACUGAAGGAGUCGUUCCGGGACCCCUACUCUGCCUUCUUUAAAAUGGACACCGACAGGGAUGGCAUCAUCAACAUGUAUGAUCUUCACAGACUGCUACAGCACUUACUGUUCAAUCUCAAAGAUAACGAGUUUGAGCGUUUCCUUGGCCUUCUUGGCUUGAGACUUAGUGUCACUUUAAAUUUUCGGGAAUUUCGAAAUUUGUGUGAGAAGAGAACAAUCAGGACAGAUGACCCUCCUCAAAGACUCAUUAGACCAAAACAGAAGGUCGCGGAUUCAGAACUAGCUUGUGAACAGGCUCAUCAGUAUCUUGUUACCAAAGCGAAAAACAGAUGGUCAGACUUGUCUAAGAAUUUUAUAGAAACUGAUAACGAGGGCAAUGGCAUUCUUCGACGACGGGAUAUAAAGAAUGCUCUGUAUGGUUUUGAUAUUCCCCUCACACCAAGAGAAUUUGAAAAGCUCUGGGCAAGCUACGACACUGAGGGGAAAGGGCACAUUACUUACCAAGAGUUUUUACAGAAAUUGGGUAUUAACUACUCACCAACUGUCCAUCGGCCCUAUGCAGAGGAUUAUUUCAACUUCAUGGGUCAUUUCACAAAGCAACAGCAGGUACAAGAAGAGAUGAGGGAGCUGCAGCAGAGCACAGAGAAGAACACACCAGCCAGGGAUAAGCUUAUGGACCAUUAUCAAGACAUCAUCAAAACACUCACCAAAAUCGAUAAAUCCAAAAAUGGCUACAUAUCCAUAAGCAAGAUGCAGAAAGUGCUGCAAGAAUGUGGUUGUUUUCUUAAGGAAGAGGAGCUGACCAGUUUGCUAAACAGCUGGGGAAUCAGCCAGCAUGAUAAUUCCAUCAAUUACCAUGACUUCUUGAAAGCACUGGAGAACAGCAAGCCAACAAGACCUCAGCCAAAAGAAGGAGAAGAGUGCGCGCCAGUCAAUUUUUCCACGCUGACUCCAGAGGAGAUUGUGAAGAACAUCCAGGAAGUCGUUGACUCCUCCCAGGCAGCUCUGUUAACGGCAUUCUCUGCAUUGGAUAAAGAGAACACAGGAUUUGUAAAGGCUACAGAAUUCGAACAAGUUCUUAAAGAUUUCUGUUACAAACUAACAGACAACCAGUAUCAAUAUUUUUUGAGGAAACUAAGAAUUCAUCUAGCUCCCUAUAUACAUUGGAACUAUUUUCUCCAGAACUUCAACUGUUUCCUUGAGGAGAUGGCUGACGAGUGGGCUGAGAAAAUGCCCAAAGGCCCGCCACCCGGCUCUCCCAAGGCCGUGGCCAACAGAGACAUCCUGGCACGUCUCCACAAAGCAGUGACCUCCCGUUACCACGCCAUCGCCCAGGAGUUUGAGAACUUCGACACCAUGAAGACAAACACGGCCUCCAGGGAUGAGUUCAGGGCCAUUUGUACUCGCCACGUCCAAAUCCUGACAGAUGAGCAGUUUGACAGGCUCUGGAGCGAGAUGCCAGUCAAUGCCAAGGGGAGGCUGAGGUACCUGGACUUCCUGAGCAGAUUCAAUACCGAGACAGCAGCGACACCGACGGCCACUGGUGACUCGAUGGUGGCCCAGAGAGGGAGCAGCGUCCCUGAAAUCUCAGAAGGAGCCACAUCUGCUGUCCCAUCAUCCACUCGGGACCUGAGAACAGGGUCAAAGUUGCGGGGUCAGCCUUGUACUCCAGCUAGUACAGUCACGAUCCCGUGUCCUCCACCCCUGCAAAACUGCGAACCCAUCGAGACCAAGCUCCGGAAGAGAAUCCAGGGCUGCUGGCGGGAACUCCUGAAACAGUGCAAGGAGAAGGACGUGAACAAACAGGGGGAAAUCACCACGGCCGAGUUCCUGGCUCUUGUGGAGAAAUUCAACCUGGACAUAAACAAGGAGGAGUGCCAGCAGCUCGUUAUAAAGUAUGACCUGAAGAACAAUGGUAAAUUUGCCUACUGUGAUUUCAUUCAGAGCUGUGUCCUCCUGCUGAAAGCCAAGGAAACUUCACUGAUGCAUAGGAUGAAGAUCCAGAAUGCACAUAAAAUGAAAGAAGCUGGUGCUGAGACCUCUUCCUUUUACUCUGCUUUGCUGCGGAUUCAACCCCAAAUCAUGCACUGCUGGAGGCCAAUGCGGCGCACGUUCAAAACCUAUGACGAGGCGGGAACCGGGCUUUUAAGUGUGGCUGAUUUCAGGAAGGUCCUGAGACAGUACAGCAUCAACCUCUCUGAGGAGGAGUUCUUCCAUAUUCUGGAGUAUUACGAUAAGACUCUGUCUUCAAAGGUCUCCUACAAUGACUUCCUCCGGGCCUUUCUCCAGUAGGGAUCCCUGUGGUGCACCCAGCGGGACAGACGGGUCACAAGGCCUGCACACAAGACUAAUAAAAUCAUAUAAUUGGGGUU